Molecule: messenger RNA, 3005 nt
Organism: Scylla paramamosain (green mud crab)
Lineage: Eukaryota; Metazoa; Arthropoda; Malacostraca; Decapoda; Portunidae
Gene: AIF
Product: apoptosis-inducing factor 1, mitochondrial-like
Exons: 14
Coding region: 76-2352 (758 amino acids)
Biological process (GO): mitochondrial respiratory chain complex assembly; apoptotic process
Cellular component (GO): cytoplasm; mitochondrion
Molecular function (GO): FAD binding; NAD(P)H oxidase H2O2-forming activity; protein dimerization activity
Source: RefSeq, a predicted model, not a curated record
AGUAUUGGAACUUCUCUUUCUAGCGCCGUCUGGUUCACCGUAAGGUUAGAGUGGGGCAGCAGCAGCAGCAGCAGCAUGUACCGGUGCCGGGGGCUCGUCAGGCGAGUGCCUAAUUCUUCCAGGACUGUGAACUGUGUUACAAAGCAUGGGGAAAAAACAGUCAAUUCAAGCAGAGGGUAUGCUGAUCUACCUUACAAACCCCCAUCCAUGAAUGAACUUCCAAAACCGCAAGGAUCAUGGUCUCAGAGGCAUGAACGUAUACAAAGAAAGUACAAUCUACAACUGGCUGCUGGCAUUGGAUUCAGUGCUUUUACCCUCUUUGUUCUUAAAUCAAGUGGAAUGGUAGAUUUUGGACUGAAUCCAGGGAAGGCACAGUUUCCUAAGCCAGACCCUGCAGCUGCUGGAGCAGUGGAGGAAGAAGAAGAAGAGGAAAGUCCAGUAGCAGAAGCCUCUGCAGAGGCUGUCGAGGAAGAGGCUCCUGCUCCAGUAGAGGAAGCUCCUGCUGCUGUAGAGGAAGCUCCUGCUCCUGUUGAGGAAGCUCCUGCUGCUGUAGAGGAAGCUCCUGCUCCAGUAGAGGAAGCUCCUCCUGCUCCUCCAGUAGAGGAAGCUCCUCCUGCUCCUCCAGUAGAGGAAGCUCCUCCUGCUCCUCCAGUGGAGGAAGCACCUGCUGCCCCAGUGGAAGAAGCUCCUGCUGUUCCAGUGGAGGAGCCACCUGCUGCUCCAGUGGAAGAAGCUCCUGCUGUUCCAGUAGAAGAAGCUCCUGCUCCAGUAGAAGAAGCUCCUCCUGCUCCAAUAGAAGAAGCUCCUCCUGCUCCAGUAGAGGAAGCCCCUGCAGCAGUUGAGGAGACUCCGGUCGCAGAGGCAGCACCAGCAGCUUCUACUGAAGGUGCAGCAAAGGUAAUACCAGAACAUGUGACUUACCUCAUAGUGGGUGCUGGCACCUCUUCAGUGGCAGCUUUCAGAGCCAUCAAAAGUAGAGAUGCUAAAGCAAAGAUCUUGGUGGUGUCUGGUGAAGGUGAGAAACCUUACAUGAGACCACCUCUCAGUAAAGAGCUGUGGUAUACAGAGGAUCCUGACACAGCCAAGACUUUGCGCUUUAAGCAGUGGAAUGGGAAAGAGAGAAGUAUCUACUUUGAACAUGAAGACUACUAUACUCCAGUUACUGAGUUGGCCUCCAGAGAGAAUGGUGGCAUAUCUGUGUUGCAAGGACGACAGGUAGUCAAGUUGGAUGCACAUAAGAAACGAGUUUACCUAGAUGAUGGAACUGAAAUAUCUUAUGACAAGUGUCUUCUUGCAACAGGUGGAUCACCAAAGCCAUUGCCAGUCUUUGAUAAAGCAGGAGAUGAUGUUCUCAAGAAUGUCACACUGUUCCGCACCAUUGCUGACUACCAACGCCUGAAUGAAGUGGCUCAGCAGGGAAAGCACAUCACUAUCAUUGGUGGAGGAUUUCUGGGUUCAGAAAUUGCCUGUGCUCUCGGACAUAAAUCCAAAUCCACCAAGAGCUCAGUGACACAGGUGUAUCCUGAGUCUGGCAACAUGGGCAGGGUCUUACCUGAGUACCUUUCCAAAUGGACUACUGAAAAAGUUAAGGCUGAAGGUGUCAGUGUCAUCACAGACUCAUCUGUUAAAGGAGUCAAGAGUACAGAAGAUGGAAAGCUGUCUCUGUCACUUAACACAGGCAGUGAAAUUGUGACUGACCAUGUGGUUGUGGCUGUAGGUUUAGAGCCCAAUGUGGAGUUGGCAUAUUCCUCUGGUCUUGAGGUGGAUAAUGACCACGGAGGAUUCAGAGUCAAUGCAGAAUUAGAGGCUCGAUCCAACUUGUGGGUGGCUGGUGAUGCAGCAUGCUUCUAUGACAUCAAGUUGGGCCGACGACGAGUGGAGCACCACGACCACGCCAUUGUGUCAGGCAGACUAGCAGGAGAGAAUAUGACUGGUGCUGGCAAGCCUUACUGGCAUCAGUCCAUGUUCUGGUCUGACUUGGGGCCUGAUGUUGGUUAUGAGGCCAUUGGCAUCGUUGACUCUUCUUUGCCAACUGUAGGUGUCUUUGCCAAAGCAACGACCAAGGACACACCCAAGGCUGUGGUUGAGGCAACUGGAGAAAGUUUGAGGUCUGAAACUGAACAGACUGCUGACACUACUUCCCUGAUGUACUCAAGUGCUCCUCAUGCUCCACUGAAAGGAGAGGACUAUGGCAAAGGAGUAAUAUUUUACCUCAGAGACAAUAUUGUGGUGGGCAUCGUACUCUGGAAUGUCUUCAAUCGUAUGCCCAUUGCUAGAAAGAUUAUAAAGGAUGGCAAAAGCUAUGAUGACCUGAAUGAAGUUGCCAAGCUUUUCAGUCUGCAUUCAGAAUAAAGAAAUAGUAGUGUGACUGCUCAAGAGUUCCAUAGGGAAAUACUUUAACUGCAAGAGAAGGAGUUGGCCAUCACUUCCAUGUUCCUGGAAAAUGAAGAAUACAAUUUUCUGCUUUUCUAGCAGGACCACCGUCACAGCUUGUGUACAUAUCUAAAGAUGCUCUUGGCAGUAGAUAAAAAAUUCUUUCCAACCACUGUAACUGUGAGAGACCUUUUCCAUAAAAAAGAACUGAAGAAUAUUUGAUAGGUUUAAUAUUUGUAGAAAAUUUUACUUGGGAGAUAACAACAAAGGAAGUUUGGCUUUGGUAUAGUGUUUCUGGAGGCAAGUUUUGUGUUAGCUGAAUUAUUGUGAAAAAUCAAAACUGCACAAUUCAUGAUUACUAUAUUAGUUCAGUGGUAAGGAUAGAUUAGUACAUAUUUUUAUAUUUAUUUAUUUUUUACAAAGUAUUACUUUGUUAUUAUUGUUUAUUAUUUUUUUCCAUGUCUUGUAAACUUCAAGCUUGCUAGAAUAAUUUAUUCUUAAAAUAUAAGGGUUAUAUUGUGAUGUAUGAAAGAAAAUGUGGCAUGUGUAAAUAUACACUGUAAACUGUGUACAAUUUUGUAUAUAAUGUAAGUGAUAGAGCUCAUGAAACUGAGCAUAAAGUAUUUUAGUAA